AGCAGCGGCUCCUCCGGUCCGUGUGUCCGAGUGCUCGGUGCUGCCUGCGGACCCGGUGCAGCCUGCGGGGCCGCACAGGUGGAUAAUGAUGAUGUCAGAGAAUAUGGAGCAGAGUGAUGAUGUCAGCGUCCUGCACCCCCACGAUGUGGAGCCCCCCCGGGAGGACGACGGACACUGCCCCCUGCCCUUCAGGCUGCAGCUGAUCGACGACCUUUCCUACGAAGACGUGAAAAAGUGCUACAGAGGAUCAACUGUCAGCAAGUACAACUCUCAGUACCACAAACUGUUCCAGACGGUUCCUAAAGAGGAGAUCCUGAUGAAAGUUUAUUCGUGUGCGUUGUUGCGAGACAUCCUGCUGCAGGGACGACUCUACAUCUCCAGGAACUGGCUUUGUUUCUACGCCAACCUGUUUGGAAAAGACAUCAAGGUUUGUAUACCGGUGGUGUCGGUUCGUCUGGUGAAGAAACACAAGACGGCCGGCCUGGUGCCCAACGGCCUGGCUAUCACCAUGGAUACGGCACAGAAGUAUGUGUUCGUGUCCCUGCUGUCCAGAGACAGCGUCUACGACGUCCUCAGGAGGAUCUGCACUCACCUGCAGGUGAACGGGAAGAGUCUGAGUCUGAAGCAGUACCUGGAGGAGCCCAGCUCUCUGUCCAUGGAUGAGUUUCCGGAGGUGUUGAAGUGGAGAAGGAAGCCGUCUCUCCCUGCCGUGUCCUCGUCCCUCCCAGACCUGCUGGGUAGCUCCUCCCCCGGCCUCGUCGUGGACACGCCCUUCAGUACACACACGCUCACAGACAGCAGUUUGGAACCAGAGAAGAUCCUGCUGACAGAACCGGUACCUGAACUGGGUCACAUGGAGUACCAGCUGCUGAAACUCUUCGUCCUGCUCGUCUUCCUCCUCGUCCUGUCCUCUUGCUAUCUGGCCUUCAGAGUCUGUCGUCUGGAGCAGCAGAUGAGCUUCCUGAGCAGCCAGCCGACGCUGAGAGAAAGGUGUGGAGAGUUGCCCUGCUGGCUGGCCAAUCAGAGGACAGGAACCUGACACAUGCAGCCAAUCAGGGAGUAGAAGAAGAAACCCCUGCACUUACAUAGACUUCCCAUCAGGGGGCGGCGGUGAGCGGACACAGAUGACUGCAGCAGCCGUUAGCCGCUGGACUCUGACCCCGCCGCGACCUGGUUACCAUAGAGACGUCACGAUAGUCAACAGAAGCAGAGGGCCGACCUUUGACCUUUCUAAGGACAAGGUUACGUAGAGGUCACAUAGAGGUCAGGAGGCCGAAGCGACGACGAUGACGACAACAACGACGUACUGUAACAUAACGGAUGUAGAUAAUUAUUAAUGUGAGGCUGUGUGUGUGUGUGUGUGUGUGUGUGUGUGUGUGUGUGUGUGUGUGUGUGUGUGUGUGUGUGUGUGUACAGAGACUUUAUAGAAUGAGGUGUUAAAGGAUUCAGCCAAUUAAAUCACAGUACAUUCAUCUCGUUCCUCCUACGACGACGGUGUAAACGUGUACUUUGUCAACAUGUUACACCUCAGUCACCUUUAUUUACUAUAAACCUACAUUUCCCUUUUUUAAUAUAUUUGAGAGGAGCACACGUUACAUUUGGUUUCAAACUAACCCAGAACUAAUAUCAGGAACUCUCCCUGUGUUUCCACUUUUACUCCACCAGGGGGCGCUCGACUGUCAAAUUUCUUUCAGCUGUCAGAUAUUUAUUGUUCCUAUGUCGGGAAACACAAAGUAAAUAUUUGUGUUUACUGACAUUUUUAAUCAUAUCACAACUGAUUUUUUUACAAAAGAAUAUUAUUAAAAGUCAGACUUUUCUUUUUUAGAUCUACAAAGUGCCAGAAUUCAGAACAUCAUCUGUAAAAAAACACAAAAUAAUCAAUAAAGGUUCUAAAUUGAGUCUGAUUGCUGCCUUAAACUCACAAUGAAGCCUCUGAUAUCAUUUUUAAUAACAUUUUAAAGAAGCGUCUUCAUCUGAAGGUUGAAUGUCCCUUAAAUGUGAAUCUGAGUCCUUCUGCACAUUUCAGAUUAUGUUGUUUUUAAAAAAAUGAAUUUUGUGCCAAAUCUGUGAAGUGACGUGUUUUUAUGAGGAGAAUGUUGAACCAGAUGAGAUGGUAACACCUCCAGCUCCGCCUGUUGGAGGAAACAAACAGUGAGAGGUUGUUAAAUAAAGCUUAUGUUUAACAGACGGAGCAGAAUGAUGGAGGACAUGAUGGUGUUUGGAUGUUUGUGAAGAAACACAGAGUUUAACUCGUAUUGUUUUUCUGGUUGUAACAAAAAAAUCACCAAUAAACACAUUUUCAGCUCCUGA
Anoplopoma fimbria (sablefish) is the source of this 2310-nucleotide messenger RNA. RefSeq names its product GRAM domain-containing protein 2A. The record is from RefSeq and is a predicted model, not a curated record. The coding region runs from base 86 to 1039 and encodes 317 amino acids. Gene Ontology annotation, cellular component: organelle membrane contact site; endoplasmic reticulum membrane; extrinsic component of cytoplasmic side of plasma membrane. NCBI's taxonomy places the organism in Eukaryota, Metazoa, Chordata, Actinopteri, Perciformes, Anoplopomatidae. Gene Ontology annotation, biological process: regulation of store-operated calcium entry. Gene Ontology annotation, molecular function: phosphatidylinositol-4,5-bisphosphate binding. The transcript is spliced from 12 exons.